AUGGACGUUGCUGCGACGGAGCGGGAGGUGCCACACGGCGGCGAGGACGCGCAGCGCGCGCGCCGUGUGAUGUUCGCCGAUGAGGCGGAGCCGCACGGCCCGCAGCGGGACACUCGGCCCAGCAACGGCGGGGAAAGCGGCAGGCGGCGGCGGCGGCAGCGGCACCAGCAGGAGCAGCAGCAGCAGGACCAGCAGGAGCAGGAGCAGCAGCAGCAGCAGCAGAAGCAGCCUUCGGGGGCCGUUGCGGAUGACCACCCGCCGGCGGAGGAGGCGGAGGCGACGGGGCACGAUGCAAACCAGCCGCGGGGCCGUGGGGGCAGAAACAGGCACUGGCAGCGUGGGCGCGGCGGCCCCGCAAAGGUGGCGACGGUGAUAGCGGAGGCGCUCGGUCUGGAGGAGGGCUCGGAGGAGAGCCCCAAGCAGCGGCUGGACGACUACGCCCUGCUGCUCUCGGCGAACGAGAACGCCGCGCGGCUGCAGCUGGAGGUGAUGCAGCUGAAGGAGCAGGAGGCGAUGUACAAGGCGCACCGCGCGCUGCGGGAGCGGCAUCUUCAGCGCGACGGGAACCCGGGCGGCGCCCCCGGCCAGCGCGAGGCGACGGCCGAUGCGG
Molecule: messenger RNA, 610 nt
Organism: Trypanosoma conorhini
Lineage: Eukaryota; Euglenozoa; Kinetoplastea; Trypanosomatida; Trypanosomatidae
Exons: 1
Source: RefSeq, a predicted model, not a curated record